UUAUCUGUGUUGGUAGAGGCUAGAGAGUAGAGAGUCGUGAUGAAGUUGAAUUGAUGAAACCAUGGAGGAAACAAAUUGGGAGCAGAGAGUCCAAGCACUUACCCAUGUUCUUACAAACCCCACAAGAAACCCAUCUCUCCAUUCUCAGCUAUUCAUCUCUACCCAGAUCCCCUGCUACCUCAAUUGGAGCUACCCACCAAUUCUCUGCAAUAAAGAUCAACACACCAACGCUUUCCCUUCUCUGCAUCUAAGAUGGGGCUUCUCUCUCUUCCUUAAAAGGGUCUCCAGAUUAGGUGCCCCUGAAACAUCUUGGAGAUCUAGAUGCCCGUUUCAGCAGCCCCCGCCAUUGAUACUCGCUAAAGGAGUCGAAGAAGCCCAGUGGGGAGAUGAACAGAGGAGAGAUUAUUUUAAGAAGAGAUUGAGAAGGAAACGCUUCGUGAGUGACGUUAACCCUUUAAUUCCUAUCAUGAUUCCAAAUAUCUUGUUGCUUUCUCUCUUGUUUUGGAAUCCCUUUCCCGAAGAUAAACUCUAAUAAAUUUUUUACUGCGUUUGAUU
Molecule: messenger RNA, 555 nt
Organism: Telopea speciosissima
Lineage: Eukaryota; Viridiplantae; Streptophyta; Magnoliopsida; Proteales; Proteaceae
Exons: 1
Coding region: 62-532 (156 amino acids)
Source: RefSeq, a predicted model, not a curated record